Molecule: messenger RNA, 2139 nt
Organism: Chondrus crispus (carragheen)
Lineage: Eukaryota; Rhodophyta; Florideophyceae; Gigartinales; Gigartinaceae
Product: TPR repeat-containing protein
Exons: 1
Coding region: 1-2139 (712 amino acids)
Biological process (GO): cell division
Molecular function (GO): protein binding
Source: RefSeq, a predicted model, not a curated record
AUGGCCGUCGUGGAGGAUGCAUACGAUGCCGAAAGGCUGUUGCGCAGUGCCGCAGAGCACUCACUGCGCGCCUUCAUCGAGCCAAACGCCACCUUCCUCGCCGAGCGUCUCCAUCUCAUGUUCCCCUCCCCUUCCUCAGCCCACCUCCUCGCCACUGCACAUCUCCGUGAAGGAAACUGUUCGCGCGCUGCUGAAAUUCUCAGGCCCGCCUCCACUUCCGAGAAUCGCUACCUCUACGCCGUCUGCCUCGUCCGUAUCGGCACCCCGGACGCUCUACGAGACGCAGAGGCCCAGCUGCGCGGCCCGCAAGCACAAUUAGAUCUCGACCGCGCUUCGACGAGCGUCGCGCCGGGAGGCGCCGCGGGACUCCAUUUGCUCGCAGAGAUCUGUUUGCGCACGGGGAGGAAGGACGAGGCCGCUUCCUUGUUCAAGAAGGCCAUUAAGGCCAACCCCACCCUUUGGGUUGCCUUUGAUGCUCUCGCCAAGAUGGGAAUCGUCGUCGCUGCCGAACGCGUCCUGGGUACGGGCGGGGACGCUGAGGCGAUGCAACGAUUGCUGUUGCAGCCGCAGUUUGACAAUGCAAUGUCUGCUGGAGAGACCCCUAGAAGAAAAAAUCGGCCCACGCGAGACCGGCCCCUCAGCAUGCCUUCUGCGAGGCAGGAAAUGCCGAAUGGAAAUGCAUUCCGCACACCAGCAAGGAUGGAUGUCAACCAGUCAACCUUUGUCACUCCAUCCCCGAUGCCCGCCAGCACAUGCAAUUUGAACACUCCCGCGGCUCCAAUGCAGACGGUAGGCGCCCCAGCCAGGAGAGCGAACAGGAGAGCGGCUGCUUUGAACAAUAGUACGCAACAGCUCAUCCGGCACAGCGGUGCUGGCAUGGAGGAUUCCCACGUGCGCAAUCCGAAUGAUCUGUUUGCAACCCCGACUGCCACUUCAGCGCUUCCAUUUGCAAGUGGAGAAGUACGCGAUAGGCAUUCUUUCAGGGGAGAAGUGCAAGUGAAGAUACCGAAAACGCGUAGCGCCAUUGCGAAAGAAAGAGAUGUCUUGCGGUCUCGACAGCCAUUUGAAGACUCCCAAAUGGAAAGACAACAUCUAGGCGCAAUGGACUUAAUACGAGCCCUUGGUCAGAUUGUCUCCGAGCUUGGGCGAUUUCGAUGCCAGAAGGCACUCGAUUUAACAGAGCGUUUACCAAGGGUGCAUCGACAUUGCGGAAUGGUUUUGUCCAUUCGAGGUCGCGCGUUUUUGGAGAAAGCCGAGUACGCCUUUGCUGAAAGGGAGUUUUUAGAGUCGCUGAAAAACGAACCUACACGCAUGGAUGGAGUCGUGGAAUACUACUCAACGGUGUUGUGGCAUUUGAAACGGGAGAAGCAACUGUCACAACUUGCAAUCAAAGCGCAACGCGUAUAUCCCAUUUCAUCAAGCGCUUGGUGUGCUGCUGGAAAUUGCUUCUCGAUGCAACGCGAUCCAGAUGCCGCCCUCAAAUUCUUGCAACGAGCAAUAGCAACUUCAAAGGCCCCGAACGCCUAUCCAUACACAUUGGCCGGUCACGAGUACAUGGCAAAAGAAAACUUUGAUUCAGCUCUUUCGGCUUAUCGUCAAGCACUGCAUAUUGAUGAAAGAAAUUACAAGGCUAUGUACGGUAUUGGACAAGUACUCCAGAAGCAAGAAAAGUUUGCUCUGGCUCAAAGCCACUUCCGGAGCGCUAUUCUGAUUCAUCCCCUAAACGCGAAUCUGCACUACCAUCUUGGCAUGGCACUCUCGGCAGCUGUUAACGCCAGCAGCACUACCGAUAGGUUUUCGAAGAGCACCAAGCAUGCUCUGAUUCCAGCCCUAGCAGAGUUCGAAACGGCAGCGAACUUGGACCCCGCAAAUCCUGUCCCACGGUUUGAAAGAGCUAAGAUUCUUGUCGCUCUGAAACGCCUCCCAGAAGCACGUCGGCAGUUGGAGAGCUUGCGAGAUUUGCUACCGAAAGAAGCAGAAGUGUAUUUCGAAUUAAGCCGAGUCGCAAAGCAGAUGGGAGAUAUGAAAACGGCAUUGCGUUCCAUAACUAUCGCGCUUGACAUUGAGCCAAAAGACCGAAAGUACAAAAAGGCACUUGAAACACUCAGCAGUGAGAUUGACGCCAACGGCAUUGCAUAG